UAUCUCUGUUUAUCCAGUGUGCGGAACGAAAGGUAAACAUGAAAAAUGGCCGAUGAUUCAAGUUCAUUAUUCCCGCUACACUCGUGUGUUUAUCGUAACGAUAUUCGUCAAUUGUCUUCUCUUUUACGUACUACAGAUAUUAACCAAAAGGAUAAACAUGGGAACACAGUUCUUCAUUUGGCAGUUAUGUUGGGUCACAAAGAAUGCAUACAUUUGCUGCUAGCCCACAAUGCUCAGGUUAAAAUUAAGAAUGGACUUGGCUGGAAUCCACUCGCUGAAGCUAUCAGCUACGGUGAUCGACAAACAAUUCUGUUGCUAUUGAGGAAACUUAAGCAACAAAGUAAAGAACAGUUGGAAGAAAGGAGACCAAAACUGAUCCAGGCAUUAAAGCAAAUGGGUGACUUUUACUUACAACUCAAAUGGGAUUUUCAAAGCUGGGUACCAUUGGUAUCACGCAUACUGCCGUCUGAUAUUUGUCGCAUCCAUAAGAAAGGUUCAAAAAUACGGGUUGAUACAACUUUAGUUGAUUUUACUGACAUGCAUUGGGAGCGUGGGGACAUAAGUAUUGUAUUUAAUGGAGAAGCCGAACGACAACAGUCACUUUUUAUACUAGAUAACAAACAGAAAGUUUAUCAACAAAUUCGGUAUCAGGAAUCGGAGAGUGAGAUAGAAGACGAAGUCGAUAUCCUAAUGAGUAACGAUAUAGUAGCUGUUCAAAUGUCGACACGUUUCAUUACGUUCAACCGCGCUCAAACUGGUUUCUUUUUUCGUGCUGACAAAACGGAAAUGGUGGGUCCAUAUCAGGCUGAAUUCUUUUCUAUUGGAGGUUUGGUUUUUGAAUCCCGCAAGAGGAGAGAACACCUUACUCAAGAAGACCUUCGCAAAAAUAAGGCUUUGAUGGAGACCCUGACGAAAGGUUCUAGUUCGAGUUUGACUGAGACCAGCAACGGCGAACCCAUACGCAGAGGGUCUUUACCUGCGCCAAUUAAAACGAUCCUCAGCUGGAAUGAUUACAUCAAUUGUAGUCACCCUCCAAAUUUGGGUAGACAACUCAUAUGCAAAGAUGUGUCUAAAACAUUCCGCGCUACUGUUGCCAUGUGCCAAGAUUUUCCGUUAUCCAAAGCGAUGCUGUUAGAUGUGUUGGAAGUUGUAGCGCCUGUCAAACAUUUUAGCAAGCUCCGUGAAUUCGUUGAAAUGAAACUACCGCCCGGUUUUCCCGUAAAAGUUGACAUUCCAAUUUUACCGACCAUAACAACACGAGUUAAUUUUCAAGACUUUGAAUUUCGCAACAAUAUGCCAGAUUCUUUGUUUCAAAUCCCCAAGGAUUAUACCGAGAACCCCGGAAGAUUCCCUGAUUUGUGACCAAUGGAAUGGAGCUUGCUGCUCAACUCAGAGCUUAGGGAAGUUGAGCCUUGCUGCUCCUAUCUUUACCCCGUUUCUUCAUCUAGUCAUAGUCAGUAUUCACAUCGUGGUGUACAAGAAAGCGCACCACCAUAUCCAGUAAGUGUUGAUAAAGUAAAUCACCUGUUCGAUCAUGCGGUUGAUGGCUGCUACCAGUUGGACCUGCCAUGUCAACAUCUGCUCACCAGUCCCUAUGCCUCCCAAUGUACCAUUCAUUUUCCCAUCCAAAUCAAUUCCACCCAACCAAGUCCAAAUAAUACAGAAUUAUCAGAGCCAUAGAUAUAUAUCUAAACGUACAUAUAUAUAUAUCUAUAUUAUAUAUACAUAUAUACAAAACUUUACGGAUUGUGUUUGUUCCUAUGGCCAAGUUUUUGAGGAUGACAAUGUCCUAACAAUGACGUUUUUCAAAAUCUUGUCAAAAGUCGUGUCAUCUGUGUUGCACUGCCCCACAUUUCAAAUUGGCUAAAUCCCUGAAACUCUACCGCCCUUAAAUUUCUGAUAUUAUGAGAUUCAAUAUUAUUUUUCCCUUAUUAAUUUGCAGUUGUAAAAAAGAGCAGAUAUGUUCGAGAUUUGCAGAUGUCGCGUGUACGAAGAACAAAACAAUACAGUUGUCGCGUGUCAAUGCCGCGACGGAUUGGUUGGCUAAUAGCCAUGAAUGUAAAAGGUUGAUCAUUGUGUUUCUGUAGGUGGUGAGUAAUUGACUCACUCCAGCUAUUAAUUGCGAACCUAAAUGCAGAAAACUAGAUCAUUUAGCCAUCUAUUUUUAUACUUCCUAGAGACCAGACGUUAUCCGUCCAUGUCAUGGGCACUCGUGUUACCAACAUUCGGUUCAUGUUUAAAGUCUCAAGAAGCAAGAAAUAUGAUAACCUAUGUUACCAAUAAUUGAUACUCAGUUUCUAACUCCUGAUAUGUAAUUUACGUCUUAAUCUAAAAAUGUAACUAAUCUUUGAUUUUAGGAUAAUUAAUUCCCAUCGAUUUUUUUUUUCUUUUGCGUUAUCUUAUUACGAAAACAAGCUCUGACCGGAGGCUUUCAUGGACAAGCAAACUGGUUCCCUUAUGAAUCUUUUGUGGCGAGUUGCAAGAACUUGAGAGCGCAGUAGCCAGAACGUUUUAAUGAUUUAAAGAAUAAGAUUAUUUUGAACGCCGCUUGAAAUUAUCGAAGGAAGAUAAUAAAACCAGGAAGUCAAGAACACAUCAUUACCGAAAGGUUAAAUCAUUUAUUAAGAGGAAUGAUCAAUUUCAAACAUAAUUUUCGGUAUAAAAUCAAAUUCAUUUUUAGGAAAAAUUAAGAGUACGAUGAUGUCCUCAGGACUGUUUUGCAUGGCAUGUCUCCAGGGUAAGAACAAAUGAGCGGCUGCGAUUUUCAUAGCAGCUGUACGUACCGCCAUGACAAAGGAAGCAUCUUUUCCGGAUUAUUUCUUUUUGCUAUCUUUCUUAGCAUCCUCCUUCUUCUCGACCUUUUUCUCCUCGGUCACCUUCUACAGAUUCAAACAAACGGAAUAACACUUGGUAAGUUAUUGCAUACAACACAAAAGAAAAACAGCAUACUAAUUCGCUAGAUUACUUACUUCGGCUUUAGGUUUGCUGUCGGAUUUCUUUGGCAUCUUGAACGAAGUAGUUUGAGAGAGUCUGACUGAAGGUUGUAAGUACGGGAUGCGAUUGGUACUAAGAAACUGCGCGUUGACAGACCCCGGCAGUAGGUCCUUAUAUAGUAGAAUUUUGCCCCGGUGCGAUUGGUUCGUCCCGGCGCUCACGGGGUAAAAUCACACCACGUGACUAUGUUUCCCCAGAAUGUUCUAGAACAUUCGCUAUAAAGGACGCCCAGAAUUUAACACCGACAUAUUUUUUUGGACACUUAUUUACUAUUUUUUUUUUCCUUUGUGUUGCGCAUUCGAUCGCCUUGCAUUUGCUUGGGGGUUGAUAUCACAAAUUGAACAGGUUGCAGUUUUCCGUGCUUAUAUGUACUGUAUAGAUCGGGUGGGCUAAAUAAGAGAUGUAAGGCAAUCUGAUGAUCCUUAAAUUUUAAGAACUUGUUAUUACCGGUUUAUUAGGGCAAUUUUUCAAGUUUUGAGGGCAUUUUUCUAAAAGAAAACUUCGUUUAAAAGACGUUUGAACCUUGAGGCCAUUUCAGUUCAGAAAUACAUUUUCUGAAACGGCAUUUCGCUUUUCCAGCAACGGCUGUGCUUCUCAUAAACAACAUGGGAGAGCAAGUGAUAAAAGGAUAUUUUGAAAUUCUUUGGGGUUGGCGUCAUUUUUAUAAUUACUAUAGCCGAGUAAUGUCAUGAAUAUCACAUGAUGCAUCCUGGUUCUUUAUCAUCAGGUGUGUCAUAGGACUCGCUGCUUAAGAACAAUUUACAGUACGUAGUAAAUCGUAGUUUUACACAUGAAUGUUUUUGUUUUGUUUUUACCUCCUUUCACUGGGUGCAACCCGUGUACACAGGUCAAAUGACCUUCUGCGUGUAACCUGCUGAUAGACUUGUGGACUCAUGUGACGCAGUUCCACUUCAACGCCGGUCCACUCUUUUGUUCCCAAAACAAAAGCGGUUGUUGAUUAGAUUAGAUCUCUUCCUGAUCGAAAUGUUUUCCUGCUGGUCGUUUCUCUCUUUCGCAUCCAGUAUAUGAUGGGUUCUACUCGCUACCGUCUACGGUCUGUCGAUUCACUGCCGGAUCAAUACCCGCGCGCCUACAAACCAGAAUAGCAAGAGUCCCACCCGUAAGCAUAUAUCCUUGGCGAUCCAGUUGAAACCAGUUUUAUUUUGUACCUCGUGCAGCUAUUUACAAACACGAGAAAGAAAAAUACGAAUUUUUGCCUGGCCCCCCUAUUCUAAGCUGCAACAGCUCAAUGGCCGAUAACAUCUCCGCUGCGUUGUCUUUUACCAAACUGUUUAAACACGCAGUUUUGUCCCGAACAAUCUGGAUCUCGUCUGCCGGAGGAACCAAUCGGGAAAUCCGGAGAACUGUGUCACGUGACUCGACUCCUCCUCUCGAUGGUGCGUGCUCGUGUAACAUAUCGACGACGUCCCCUUGGCUAUGUCCACGACUACAGUUUGUUGUGAAUCCGCUCCAGUUAAAAUCGCAGAGAGUAUUCAUUCGUCGCCAGACUGGACUGGAAUCUAGCAGUUUUCAUCCACUCGCACUUAGUACAAACUCAGAGCAAUGCCUCCCAAGAAAGGCGGUGACAAUAAAGGUGGCAAAGGCGGAGAUAAAGGAGGCGAUAAGAAGGAUGGAAAGGGAGACAAGAAGGACGGAAAGGGAAAGAAGUAACUGAGUGUUGUUGGCCCAAAAUUUCUGUCGUCGGCAGCUGUGUAAGAUCAAGAUAUCCGUUCCUCAGUUUCAUUGUUGCUCCUCAUCCUGGAAACCUACACCUUUUCCUCCUCUGUACACUUAAAAAAAAUCUGCUUGGGUUCGUUGGCAACGAUGCAAGCGAAAGGAGACCAGAAUUAGAACUUGGCAAAGGAUCUAAAUAGCGGCCGUGCUUGCUGGCCGUGCUGAUUAAUACAUUUUUCUAAUCUUAAACAAUUUUUAUGUCGCCAUCUGUAUUUCCCUUUAUACUUGUCCGUUAUCAAGUGUUUAGCAAUGUCUAGUCCUAUCUGCGCUUGGUCACCGUUAUACUUAUUACAUUUUGUUAAAUUGUUUGAUUGCUGUUGUGAUUUAAUACAACCAGUCUGACCAUGUU
Molecule: messenger RNA, 5077 nt
Organism: Daphnia pulex (common water flea)
Lineage: Eukaryota; Metazoa; Arthropoda; Branchiopoda; Diplostraca; Daphniidae
Product: ankyrin repeat domain-containing protein 13C-A-like
Exons: 16
Coding region: 46-1362 (438 amino acids)
Cellular component (GO): cytoplasm
Molecular function (GO): protein binding
Source: RefSeq, a predicted model, not a curated record